AUGCACGAGAAAGGGAAAAUGCUCGACACAAAUCACUACAACGCCUUAAGCUUGGCUCAGCCCACGAAUUUCAAGUCCAUGUUGCACUCGGGCAAGCUACUCUGGGGCACGGGAUGCCGAAUCCCCCACGAGGAAGCGGCACGGAUAGUUGCCUCGACGCCGUAUCAUUUCUGCUUCAUAGACGCGGAACACACGCCCCUGAACGCAACGCUGCUGGUCAGCCUUGUUCGCACGAUUCAAUAUCACUCCAACGGCUCCAUGGUGCCAUUUGUCCGGAUCCCAGGCUGCUCGCCCGAGCUGGUCAAUUAUGCGCUGAAUGCCGGCGCGGGGGGCGUCAUGAUGCCUCACAUCCAGAACGCCAAACAGGCAGAGGACCUGGUCCGGUUGGCUCGGUUUCCGCCCAUGGGAGACCGGAGCUUCCCUCCCGCGGCGCUGAUCAACAAGAAGCAGCAGAGGACGCCGGAGUCCCAGACGGUCUACGACGUGUGGAACAGCCAUGCCGCUGUCAUCUGUCAGAUAGAAGAUCUGCAGGGCCUGGACAAUAUUGAAGAGAUUUGCGGGGUUCCAGGAGUUGACGGCCUUUUCAUUGGGACCGGCGAUUUGCGCAUGUGUAUGGGAUUGGCUGUGGGCAGUCUCGAUGGUGAUGAACCCGUGUUUGUCUCUGCGCUCCGGAGGAUCCGGGACGCCGCAAAGGCCAAUGAUCUUCCCAUCAUGGGUUUUGGCAUCUCCCCUUGUACCCUAGAGCGUAGGAUUGACAUGGGCUGGAAUGCGUUCAUCAUACAUGGCGACAUUGAUGCCAUAUGCACCUCGGCCAUCCGGUCAUUGGAUACUUACAGUGAUGCUGCCGAUCGCCAUUUAUCCAAGAUUAGUGACAAGAAUGGCAAUGGCUCUGCCAAUGGCUUAGAUGACGAUUUGGGAAGCAGAACAAGAGGGGAGGGGGCCGUUGGUUCUCUGAACGGUUCCCAGUCCGUGGGACCUCAAUAG
Molecule: messenger RNA, 984 nt
Organism: Metarhizium brunneum ARSEF 3297
Lineage: Eukaryota; Fungi; Ascomycota; Sordariomycetes; Hypocreales; Clavicipitaceae
Product: 2-keto-3-deoxy-L-rhamnonate aldolase
Cellular component (GO): cytoplasm
Molecular function (GO): aldehyde-lyase activity
Source: RefSeq, a predicted model, not a curated record